Molecule: messenger RNA, 1915 nt
Organism: Teleopsis dalmanni
Lineage: Eukaryota; Metazoa; Arthropoda; Insecta; Diptera; Diopsidae
Exons: 3
Source: RefSeq, a predicted model, not a curated record
GAAGGUGCUUUUGAUGCAAGACGUCUUGGAAAUUGGGAAAUACCUAAACAGUAUCCAUCCAGACCACGCACACGUCAAGGAAAUACAACAUUUAUUGCCAACAAUAGUGGACAUUUGCUUCCUCAUAUUAAAAAAACCGACGAACAUCCAUGGGGAAAUUUUAAAAGCACAUACGAGUUACCAAAAAGAAUAACAAGAGAAUUUAUUGAAAAUUAUAAUUAUUGUUUAACCAACCCUAACAGAUAUAAGCACUUUGGAGAGGAAAUUAAAACUUGUAACGAAAUUAAAAACUCGAUAUGUGAACCAAAAUGUGUGGCAAUAAAACGUAUUAUAGACAUCAGCAAACUACAAGAGAAGGUGCAAAAACAUAGAAAAACUCAACGUUUGGCCUUUGUCUGCAAAAACAAAUAAAUUUCAAUUUAAUAGAAUCAAUUUGAAUAAAUUUAGUCAAAAUAAAAUAAUGGACAUGCACUCUGAUUUAGAAUAUAUACCAGGCGACUUCACGUCACCACGACAUCAGCAUUCAUCACGGGAACUUUUACUUCGACAAAAGUAUGAGAGAGAUAAAAGUAUAGCACCAGAAUUGCCUUUGCAUAAAUUUAAUCUGGAAAGAUAUAACAAUUAUUUAACAAAAAAAAAUCUGUCAUUAAAUACAUGUUCACCAAUUUUGCCACAUACAUCGUCAAAGAAGACACCGUUUUCGCCACCUGUCGAAGACAUAUGCUUAAACCAGGAAUUGCAAAAUUCAGAAUAUAAUAUGAUUAAGUCUGUUAAUUCCAUAGCAGAUAAACCCAACGAACGUUGCCCGUCUCCAAUAGUACCCGCUUACGCAAAUUUUGAAUUAGCAAAACGUAUGCAUAGUGAAAACUUGGACCACCAACCUUUACCUGAUUGUGUGGCAGAUUUGGCAUAUCGAAAAUUACAAAUAUCAGGCGGUCAACCUGGUCUUGGUCUAGAAAUUGAUCCAGUUGCCACUGGAGUUGGCAUGAAGUCAUACAAAGCUGGCCCUACUCAUUGCACAAAAUUAAAGGUAUAUCGUCCAAAAACUUGUGGUGUAGUACCGAGAUCAUACAAUUUAACCGGGAGUCCACUCUACAUAUCUGCAGAUCAAAAUAAAAAAAUGAGUGCAAUGGAUCUAGCAAUUUGCUGGGACUAUACUCCUUUAAAUCCCAAUGAUGAACCACAACGUGCAAUGCAUAUAGAUGGCUCCAAUGACUCCGCUGGACCUGCAGUGUUUACACAUGUUAAGACACCACGUGAAGAUGUUGCCACCAGUACAGGUCGUUCUGCAGGAGUUUUUAACAACACUUUAGGUGAAGCUAGUUUUUUUGAUAAAGACAUAUUAAGUAGGAAAACUGACUUUACUGGAAAGAAUUUGGAUAAAGAUGAUAAUUGUGUGUGCGACUCAAAUGAUUUUGAUAUACCGCAUCGCUCACAUAGCGUUUCGAAUAUACUUAACCAAACAAUGCCACCGCGCUAUAGCAAGCAAUACCAAUCUACUUCCAGUGAUAUGACUCAACAAAAAUUAAAGGCUUUACGUAAAAAAUAUUUAGGUACAGAUGACGGUGGUCCAAUUUGUUUGACUGAAGCUACGGAACCAGCUUGCAAGCGAAGUGGUUUCUUCCGACGCGCUCGUUCUCGUCUUUGUCAUAAAGUAGCACCACAAUCCGCUUGUUGUCCUACAAAUAACUUUGAAACGCGUUACCCAUGUAAAUCAAUUUUUCGAAUUGGGAACACAAAAUACAACGGAGCAGGUGAAUUUAUUAAUUCUAAUAGUGGUUGUUGUAUUGGAAACCAUAACUCUAAUAAAGUUUUAGUGAUUCCUAGGCCAAGAAAUCCAUACAAAAGAAAAAAUUAUAGCAUUGAUACUUUAGUUCCCCCUUUUACAAGUUAUCAAGGUGGAGCAGGACAGGGA